AAAGUAAAAAACCUUGUAACCCUAGCAACCGGCGCACGGCAAUUAGGGAAAGAGAGAGACGAUUGCAGAGAAGGAGAGAAAGAGAGACGAUUGGAGCUGAUUGCAGUCAUGGCAGGAUCGGCACCAGAAGGGUCACAAUUCGAUGGUCGUCAGUAUGAUACUAGAAUGAAUGAGUUGUUGGCGGCUGAUGGACAAGAUUUUUUUACAUCAUAUGAUGAGGUUUAUGAAAGUUUCGAUUCUAUGGGUUUGCAGGAGAAUCUUCUGAGAGGCAUCUAUGCAUAUGGGUUUGAGAAGCCCUCCGCAAUCCAGCAAAGGGGAAUUGUGCCCUUCUGUAAGGGUCUUGAUGUGAUUCAGCAAGCACAGUCUGGUACUGGCAAAACAGCGACUUUCUGCUCUGGAAUUUUGCAACAGCUUGAUUAUGGUCUAGUUGAGUGUCAGGCCUUGGUUCUUGCUCCUACUCGAGAACUUGCCCAACAAAUUGAAAAGGUUAUGCGCGCACUUGGAGAUUACUUAGGAGUGAAGGUGCAUGCCUGUGUUGGUGGUACCAGCGUGCGUGAGGAUCAGCGCAUUCUUUCAAGUGGGGUUCAUGUUGUCGUUGGCACUCCUGGUCGUGUUUUCGACAUGUUGCGAAGACAGUCCCUUCGCCCUGACUGCAUCAAGAUGUUUGUACUGGAUGAAGCGGAUGAAAUGCUUUCACGAGGUUUCAAGGAUCAGAUCUAUGACAUUUUCCAGCUCCUCCCUUCAAAAGUCCAGGUAGGGGUCUUUUCUGCUACAAUGCCACCCGAGGCUCUUGAGAUUACCCGCAAGUUCAUGAACAAGCCUGUGAGAAUUUUGGUGAAACGAGAUGAGCUGACCCUGGAGGGAAUUAAGCAGUUCUAUGUGAAUGUCGAAAAGGAGGAAUGGAAGCUGGAGACCCUAUGUGACCUCUACGAGACCCUGGCCAUCACUCAGAGUGUCAUCUUCGUUAACACCCGACGUAAGGUUGACUGGCUGACCGAUAAGAUGCGCAGCCGGGAUCACACAGUCUCUGCCACCCAUGGUGAUAUGGACCAGAACACAAGAGACAUAAUCAUGCGUGAAUUCCGGUCUGGAUCCUCCCGCGUGCUUAUUACCACUGAUCUCUUGGCUCGUGGUAUUGAUGUCCAGCAGGUCUCACUCGUCAUCAACUAUGAUCUGCCGACACAACCAGAGAACUAUCUCCAUCGUAUUGGGCGUAGCGGUCGUUUUGGAAGGAAAGGUGUUGCGAUCAACUUUGUGACGCGUGAUGAUGAACGGAUGCUGUUCGAUAUCCAAAAGUUCUACAAUGUGGUGGUCGAGGAGCUCCCAUCAAAUGUUGCCGACCUCCUCUGAUGACAUUUUUCCCUUGCUUGUCAAGGUCAGGUGCUCUUUUUUUUUUUUGGGGGGGGGGGGGGGGGGGGGGGGGGUUAUUUGGAAUUUAAUAUUAUUAAAUGUGGCCUUUUAGUUAGUGUGUUGUUCUGGAAUCUUCAAACAUAUCUGAUUAUGGAGUGAUGCCAGGUCUAAGUGCAUUUGCAUUGUUGGUUUCCAUAGGGUGCCCAACACAGGGGUGGCUCUAUGUAGAGAUCCCAUUUUGCAAAUAUCUUAGCAUCUAUAUGCGCCUUGUAUCAUAUAUUUUCUUGCUACCUAAAAAGGGCAGUUCGUAUCAGUUUUCAUGUUUUUCUUUCUUCUAUUGUCCAAUGAUAAGAGGUUCAUGUAGAAUGAAAACAUGAUAUGAUAUUGAGGAUUGGACUCGACAGCAUUGGGGCCAAUGCAGUUUUACUGUUCUCAUCAA
Magnolia sinica is the source of this 1789-nucleotide messenger RNA. Its product is annotated as eukaryotic initiation factor 4A-15. The record is from RefSeq and is a predicted model, not a curated record. Gene Ontology annotation, biological process: cytoplasmic translational initiation. Gene Ontology annotation, molecular function: RNA helicase activity; ATP binding; translation initiation factor activity. Bases 109 to 1350 code for a protein of 413 amino acids. Lineage: Eukaryota; Viridiplantae; Streptophyta; Magnoliopsida; Magnoliales; Magnoliaceae. The transcript is spliced from 6 exons. Gene Ontology annotation, cellular component: cytoplasmic stress granule.